Messenger RNA from Theobroma umbraticum, 3621 nucleotides. RefSeq names its product ERECTA-like 1 (gene ERL1). The record is from RefSeq and is a predicted model, not a curated record. Gene Ontology annotation, biological process: embryo sac development; plant ovule development; protein phosphorylation. NCBI's taxonomy places the organism in Eukaryota, Viridiplantae, Streptophyta, Magnoliopsida, Malvales, Malvaceae. Gene Ontology annotation, molecular function: protein kinase activity; ATP binding; receptor serine/threonine kinase binding.
UUUGUCGCUGUUUUUUCUCUGUCUUUCACUGUCUGUCUGCAGAGUAAAGAGACAGUGUGGACUCUGUUUUUCUCUCUCUUCAUAACAUCUCUGUUUCUACGUUUCCUUGCAGUUCACGCUUAACGCCUGUUUUCUUCUUUCUCUGUCUGCGCAAUGAACCCAAGCUUUUUAAGCUUGCUUCUUUGAUAUCAAAGCAGUAACAUAUCCUUUCUGUUGUCUUCUUUUUCUUCUGGGUUUUGUUUCUUGGUUGUUUUAAGUGUUGUCCGGGUGAGAAUGGAAGAAGAGGUGUUGUUGGAGAGGAGGAAGAAACGGAAGGAGCUUGAUGGCGGUUUAGUAAUGGUGAUGGUGUUUCUUGUUCUUUGUCCUAUUGCUUCUUCACUCAAUGACGAAGGGAAGGCGUUGAUGUCGAUAAAGGCAUCAUUUAGCAACGUGGCAAAUGUGUUGCUUGACUGGGAUGAUGUCCACAAUGAUGAUUUUUGUUCUUGGCGUGGUGUCUUCUGUGACAAUAUCAGCCUCUCUGUUGUUUCCCUGAACCUGUCAAACUUGAUACUCGGUGGGGAAAUUUCACCUGCCAUUGGUGACUUGAAGAAUCUGCAGUCCAUAGAUUUGGAGGGGAACAAAUUGACCGGACAAAUCCCAGAUGAGAUUGGAAAUUGUGGCUCUCUUGUUCACCUGGAUUUGUCUGACAAUCUGCUGUAUGGGGACAUACCAUUCUCCAUAUCUAAGCUCAAGCAGCUUGAAUUUGUGAAUUUGAAGAACAAUCAGUUAACAGGCCCUAUUCCUUCAACAUUAACCCAGAUUCCUAACUUGAAAAUUCUUGAUUUAGCAAGAAACCAGCUUACAGGGGAGAUACCCAGGUUAAUUUAUUGGAAUGAAGUCUUGCAGUAUCUUGGAUUGCGGGGCAAUAAGUUGACUGGAACUCUUUCUCCUGAUAUGUGUCAAUUGACUGGCCUGUGGUAUUUUGAUGUCAGAGGAAACAAUUUAACUGGUAGAAUCCCAGACAACAUUGGUAACUGUACAAGCUUUGAGAUAUUGGACGUUUCUUAUAAUCAGAUUACUGGGGAGAUACCAUAUAAUAUUGGUUUCCUACAAGUUGCGACAUUGUCACUUCAAGGAAAUAAGCUUACAGGGAAAAUCCCUGAGGUGAUUGGUUUAAUGCAGGCCCUUGCAGUAUUGGAUUUGAGUGAGAAUGAGCUAGUUGGGCCUAUUCCAUCGAUACUUGGCAAUUUAUCCUACACUGGAAAAUUGUACCUCCAUGGAAACAAGCUUACUGGUCCAAUUCCACCAGAACUGGGAAAUAUGUCAAAACUUAGCUAUCUACAAUUGAAUGACAAUCAGCUAGUUGGUACAAUCCCUGCUGAACUUGGGAAGCUGGUGCAGUUGUUUGAAUUGAAUCUUGCCAACAAUUACUUGGAAGGACCCAUUCCUCAUAACAUCAGCUCCUGUACAGCCCUGAAUCAGUUCAAUGUGCAUGGUAAUCGCCUUAAUGGGUCUAUUCCAUUGGGUUUCCGAACUCUAGAGAGCUUAACUUAUUUAAAUCUAUCCAUGAAUGAUUUCAAAGGCCAGAUACCUAUUGAACUGGGGCAUAUCAUCAACCUUGAUACAUUGGAUCUCUCUGGCAAUAAAUUUUCAGGAGCUAUUCCAGCUUCCAUUGGUGACCUAGAGCAUCUUCUUACCUUGAAUUUGAGUAGCAAUGAACUUGAUGGACCUUUACCUGCUGAGUGUGGGAAUCUCAGAAGCAUACAAAUCAUGGAUCUUUCUUUUAAUAGCCUCUCUGGCAACAUUCCUGCCGAAUUGGGUCAGUUGCAAAAUAUUGCUUCUCUAAUAUUAAACAACAACAAGUUGCAAGGGGAAAUCCCAGAGCAGCUAACUAAUUGUUUCAGUCUUGCUAACUUGAAUGUUUCUUAUAACAACUUAUCUGGCAUCAUACCUUCCAUUAGAAACUUCACCAGAUUUUCAUCAGAUAGCUUCGUUGGAAAUCCGUUGCUAUGCGGCAAUUGGCUUGGAUCGAUAUGUGGCCCCUCUCUACCAAAGUCUAGAGUUUUCUCCAGGGCUGCAGUUGUUUGUACGACUUUGGGCUUCAUCACAUUGGUAGCUAUGAUUAUUGUUGCGAUUUAUAAGUCCAACCAACAGAAGCAAAUGAUGAAGGGACCUAUGAAAACUGUGGAAGGUCCACCGAAGCUAGUAGUUCUCCACAUGGAUAUGGCAAUUCAUACCUUUGAUGAUAUAAUGAGAUUCACUGAGAAUUUGAGUGAUAAGUAUAUCAUAGGUUAUGGUGCUUCUAGCACAGUUUAUAAAUGUAUGUUGAAAAAUUCCCGACCAAUUGCGAUUAAGCGACUCUACAAUCAGUGUCCACACAACUUGAGGGAGUUUGAGACUGAACUUGAAACCAUAGGCAGCAUCAGACAUAGGAACAUUGUCAGCUUGCAUGGCUACUCAUUAUCUCCAUAUGGGAACCUCCUUUUUUAUGAUUAUAUGGAGAAUGGCUCUCUCUGGGAUCUUUUACAUGGGCCAUCAAAAAAGGUAAAACUUGAUUGGGAAACAAGGUUAAAAGUUGCUGUUGGAGCAGCUCAGGGGCUUGCCUAUCUUCACCAUGAUUGCAACCCUCGAAUUAUUCACAGGGAUGUUAAGUCCUCAAAUAUUCUGCUUGACGAGAAUUUUGAGGCUCAUCUAUCUGAUUUUGGGAUUGCUAAAUGCAUACCAACUACAAAGACCCAUGCCUCUACUUAUGUUCUGGGAACCAUUGGCUAUAUUGACCCAGAAUAUGCCCGUACCUCUCGACUUAAUGAAAAAUCAGAUGUUUACAGCUUUGGCAUUGUUCUUUUGGAGCUUCUGACAGGGAAAAAGGCUGUGGACAAUGAAUCAAACUUGCAUCAACUGAUACUGUCAAAGGCUGAUGAUAAUACCGUGAUGGAAGCUGUUGAUCCAGAAGUCUCAAUUACAUGCAUGGAUUUAUACCAUGUCAGAAAAACCUUCCAACUUGCUUUGCUGUGCACAAAGCGACACCCUUCUGAGAGACCUACCAUGCACGAGGUUGCCAGGGUUUUGGUCUCCCUACUUCCAGCUCCUCCAACUAUGCUAUCUUCAGCUCCUCCCAAGUCCAUUGACUAUUCUCAAUUUGUCAUUGGCAAAGGUCAGAAGCGAUUGCAAUUGGAGCAGCAACAGCAGCAAGUUCAGCAGGACACCAACUCAUCUGAUGCUCAGUGGUUUGUUCGGUUUCGGGAAGUCAUAUCAAAGAACACUCUUUAAAGCCAUCUUUGUUUUUAAUUCACGUGGAGGAAGAGGAGAGGGUAAUGAGAUCUAAUCCCAGGCUUUGGUUUGAAGGGGCUAUUUUUGGUCCCCAGAUGGUGUGAAAUAUGAGCAUAGGUCCCACCAAUGUGGGUUUUUUUAUUUUUGGAUGUUUCUUUAGAGACCCAUCCAGUUAUGAGGCGCUGAUCCUUUAUGGACCCUUUUGCACAAGCGAUUUGAGAAAUUUGUAGGAGUCAUCUAUUUUGUUCUGUAAAGUCAAUAUGUAAAAGUACAGUGCACGCCUCUUUUUUUUUUUUUUCCUGGAUCAGGACUCAUGGAUCACUCAUCAUCACCUCAUAAUGCAUCAUAUAGUGAAAUGCUCUCUGCUACUGA